Centrocercus urophasianus (Greater sage-grouse) is the source of this 3747-nucleotide messenger RNA. RefSeq names its product switching B cell complex subunit SWAP70 (gene SWAP70). Gene Ontology annotation, cellular component: cytoplasm; nucleus. Lineage: Eukaryota; Metazoa; Chordata; Aves; Galliformes; Phasianidae. The transcript has 12 exons. The coding region runs from base 52 to 1821 and encodes 589 amino acids. The record is from RefSeq and is a predicted model, not a curated record.
AACCCGAGUGUGAGCGACUGUAGGAGCGGGGUGGCGGCAGCCCGGCCGGCCAUGGUGGGCCUCAAGGACGAGCUGCUGAAGGCCAUCUGGCACGCCUUCACCGCGCUCGACCUCGACCGUAGCGGAAAGGUCUCCAAGUCGCAGCUCAAGGUCCUUUCUCAUAACCUGUGCACAGUGUUAAAUGUUCCCCAUGACCCUGUGGCCUUGGAAGAACACUUUAGGGAUGAUGACGAAGGACCAGUUUCCAAUCAGGGUUACAUGCCUUAUUUAAACAAAUUCAUCUUGGAAAAGGUUCAAGGGAACUUUGAUAAAGUUGAAUUCAACAGAAUGUGUUGGACUCUGUGUGCUAAAAAGAACCUCUCGAAAAGUCCUUUGCUGAUCAGUGAUGAAGAUGCAUUUAAAGUCUGGGUUAUUUUUAACUUCUUAUCAGAGGACAAGUACCCUUUAAUCAUUGUACCUGAGGAGAUUGAAUACUUGCUUAAAAAGCUGACAGAAGCAAUGGGAGCAGGUUGGCAGCAGGAGCAGUUUGACCUCUACAAGAUUGCCCUCAACACCAGCCGGGAGGGCCUGUCUGCGUGGGAGCUGAUCGAUCUCAUCGGGAGCGGGCAGUUCAGUAAGGGCAUGGACCGACAGACCGUGUCCAUGGCAGUUAACGAAGUCUUUAACGAGCUCAUCUUAGAUGUACUCAAACAGGGUUAUAUGCUGAAAAAAGGUCACAAAAGGAAAAACUGGACAGAACGAUGGUUUGUACUAAAACCCAAUAUUAUUUCCUACUAUGUAAGUGAAGACCUAAAGGACAAGAAGGGAGACAUCAUACUGGACGGCAACUGUUGUGUAGAGGCCUUGCCUGACAAAGAUGGAAAGAAAUGCCUUUUUCUUAUAAAGUGCCUUGAUAAAAGCUUUGAGAUCAGUGCCUCUGAUAAAAAGAAGAAGCAAGAGUGGAUUCAAGCCAUACAGACCACCGUGAGCCUGCUGCGGGCGGGGAGCCCUCCGCCCCACAAAGAAGCACGCCAGAAACGGAAAGAACUGCGCCAGAAGCUCUUGGCUGAGCAGGAGGAAUUGGAGAGGCAGAUGAAGGAGCUGCAGGCGGCCAAUGAGAACAAGCAGAAGGAGCUGGAGACUGUGAGAAAGCAACUGGAAGCAGCAGCUGCCCGUGCUGCUGAGGAGGAGAAGAAGAGGCUUCAGACCCAAGUUGAGUUACAGGAUCGCUUCAGUCUGGAGCUGGAGAGAGAAAAAAUGGUGAGGCAAAAAAUGGAAGAGCAAGUCGCUCAGAAAUCAUCUGAACUGGAACAGUAUUUACAGAGGGUACGUGAACUGGAAGAGAUGUAUAAGCAGCUCCAGGAAGCUUUGGAGGUUGAGAAACAGGCACGUCAGGAUGAAGAGACUGUAAGGAAACUUCAAGCCAGAUUACUGGAAGAGGAGUCAGCAAAGAGAGCUGAACUGGAAAAAUGGCACUUGCAGCAGCAGCAGACCAUUCAGAUGACAGAAGCAGAGAAGCAGGAGCUAGAAAACCAGAGAAUGAUAAAGGAGCAGGCUCUUCAGGUUGCUAUGCAGCAACUGGAACAGCUUGAACUGGAAAGGAAAGAGGCCCUUGAGCAGUAUGAGGAGGUUAAAAAGAAGUUGGAAACGGCAGCUAAUAACACCAGGAGCUGGAAAGACAAAGUAGCUCAUCAUGAGGGAUUAAUUCGACUAAUAGAGCCAGGUAAACAAGGCUCCAAGAAUCCACACCUCAUCACAAACUGGGGCCCGGCAGCCUUCACUGAAGCUGAACUGGAGCAAAGAGAAAAGAGCUGGAAAGGGAAAAAAGCCUCUUCUGAGUAAUGAAAAUAGCUGACAUACUACUUGUGAACAGAAGUCCACCUUUGUUCACUCUGCUUUGCUCAGAACAGCUUAUUGCUCUUUUGAAGAUGCUAGUUUACUCAGCAGGAGGGCCUUUCUACAAAGGAAAUACUGUUUACCACGCAGAAGUGUCUACUAAGAGCUCAGUAACGACACCACUAUGUGCUGUCUGGCAGUACUUGCUGUUUUCCUUCACCUUAACAGAUAUUCUGUUUCUUUAUGCAAGACUUUUCUACUGAAGAUUUUUUAUUUAAGUGUAGGCUGUGACAGGAUGGUUUCUAUAUUAGCCUGUAACAAACAGGCAGCAUCUAAUCAGGCACCAUCACCCAUUUCAAACAGCAAGGGAAGCAAUUGCUGUACUGGUUCAGUUAGUAUAACGUAAACAUGGGAUAAGUCAAUCCUGUGGACUCUGUCCAGAGCAUUACCUUCCCUUCCUUUUAGUCUCUUUUUGCUUUUUCCUCUGCCUGUUGCUCUUCUCGUGGCUGGCUUCAUCCCUGGGUGCCCGCUCUCUCUGGUUCCUGGCUCCUCUGAUCUGUGUGUCCUCUGCAGGAAUGCACAUAAAAGCACUGGAAACAGGCACGUACAGAAUGCUGCUGUAGAACAUUUAGGAAGAGCAGUCAUGCAGGAUCGAUCUUGUCUGAGACUGGGUUAAAAAAGAAUUUAACUUGGAAAACCACGUUCAUGGUUUAAAAGAUGCUCAGUUUUGGCUUACAGAUUUUUCUGGAGCGCACGAAUGGAACAUGAUGACACACAGAUGAAAUAUCUGCAUCGAACCUACGUUUAUAUGCAAAACAUUUGUUGAUGCAAUGAACAAUGCUAUAGUUGUAGCGCUCCGUUUUGUCUUAUUCUCUAUUAGAGGCCAGAUUAGAAAAAUGGAAGAUGAAAACUGAAUUUGACAUUUGAUAUAAGAAUGAUGAGUCAGUAGCAGUACUGCAACAGAAAAAAAUAAUUCCUGCCCCUCCAUUUCAGCAGUACUGGUAAUGAAGAUUUUCCAUUGAGUCUUAAACUUCUCUGCAGAGAACAAGAGAGGGAUUUCUGUUUCUGCGGGGAAGGAACAAGUGUGUGAUGUUGCCCAGUCGGUCACCCACACCAGACUGAGGUCUAACUGAAGUCACAGUUCUUGCUAAGUUCUACAGGCAUUCUGAGAAGUCAGCCCUGCCCUGUGGAGAGCAGGUGCCCACUGGUGGGGUUUGUUAAGCAGCUUCGCCUUUUUGCACAUAGACCAAACACAGUGGUUUUCAUUCAGCUCAAUGUUAAAUUACCUUUAGUAAAUAAGAAGUGAACAUUUCAGAUGGAUAACCAGUGCCUUUGGACACAGCACUAUGCUGCUCAGCUCUCAGAAGAGCAGAAGCUGUACAGACAGAUCUUCACAUUCAGAACUCAAUAGCAUUUUCAUUGCCUGUUAACAAGGACUCACUCAAACACUGAAAUCUUUGCAGGCAUUUACUCUGAUUAUAUUUUUGUACUAAUUGAAAUCUUUUUAAUGUCUUGGUAAAUGGAAUGCUGAUGAAAAUGGAAGGAAAAUCCAGGAUUGUCCUACUUGUAUUUACUGUACAGAAACGCAAUAGUUUCUUAAGCUUGCUAACAAGGCAGUUUUAUAUUGAUCUUGUUUACAGAAAAAAUGUGAAAAAAAAAAACUGUAAUGGAAAUACUAAUGUAUACAUUGUUAAACUUUGCUAGAUGAAAAGGAACAGUAUUUAUAACUGCCCAGCACUUCUCAUGGAGAGCAGAAGGUAUAUGUAGCUUUCUGGGGCCAAACUUGUUAAUUUUUCUAACAGUCUUUAUUUUGGACAAAUGUUGUGUUUGUUUUUUUUUUUUAAGAACACCAAAUGAUGCCUGUUUUUUACUGUUCUUUAGAAUUGGCUAUUUAAUAAAGUAAUAAACAUCAGUUACAUUGCAGAAUGCAAA